Molecule: messenger RNA, 1409 nt
Organism: Tachysurus fulvidraco (yellow catfish)
Lineage: Eukaryota; Metazoa; Chordata; Actinopteri; Siluriformes; Bagridae
Product: major histocompatibility complex class I-related gene protein-like
Exons: 8
Coding region: 74-1270 (398 amino acids)
Biological process (GO): immune response
Cellular component (GO): external side of plasma membrane
Source: RefSeq, a predicted model, not a curated record
UACGCCCAUGAACACGUGUGUUAUACGUGGGUCAAUAUUCAUAUUAAUCUAUCUGCAGUUUAUACGAUAAAGGAUGAUGAAGAUGAGGAAGAUGAUGGCUGCAGUGUGUUUGUGUGUGACACUUUGUGUCUUCGCGCCUGCUUUGGGAGGUGAACACUCUCUGUUUUACACCUACACGGCUCUGUCUAAACCUCUCAAUCUGACUGGAAUCUAUGAGUUCACCGCACUGGGCAUGCUCGAUGACCGAGAACUCGACUACUACAGCAGUGAGACUCAGGUUAAGGUUCCUAAACAGGACUGGAUGAAGGAGAAGAUGGAAAAGGAUUACUGGGAUAAAGGAACUCAGUCCCGUAAGAGCAAAGAGCAGUGGUUUAAGGUCAACGUGGACAUCCUGAUGGAGCGAAUGAGACACAAUAAGUCUGACCUUCAUGUUCUUCAGUGGAGACAUGGCUGUGUGGUUGAAGCUGAAAACGGAAAUAGUAAAUAUGUGAGAGGAAUUGAUGAGUACAGCUACGAUGGUGCUGAGUUCCUCUCCUUUGAUGAUAAAAACUCGAGGUGGAUCGCUCCAGUUCAGGCUGCUGAGCCGACCAAAAGGAAAUGGGAUGAAGUGUCCAUCCUUAACACAUACACCAAGAGCUACCUGGAGAAAGAGUGUGUGGACUGGCUCACCAAGUUCAUGGACUAUGGACAACAAGAACUGAGUAAAUUUUCUCCCCCAGAGGUGCAUCUACUUACAAAGAGAUCAGUGACUAACAGCAAAAAGCUGACCUUGACCUGCCUGGCCACAGGUUUCUACCCUCCAGAUGUGGAGAUGCGGGUGAGAAAGUCCACAACUUCCCUGCCUGAACAUCUGGUAGUAUCUUCAGGAGUCAGACCCAAUGGUGAUGGCACAUACCAGCUGAGGAAGAGUGUGAAGAUCCUGGAGGAUGAAAAACCACUGUACACUUGUUAUGUGAAUCACAUCACUCUGAAGAAUCCUAUAAUUGUAGGUGAAGAUUGCUUUGACUGCUCCGUAGCUUCGAGUGUUAGCAUUGGAGCAGUGAUUGGAGUUCUGUUGGUGCUGGUUGGGGUUGCUUGUGUCAUCUAUAUUCUUUAUUCCAUGAAAUAUAUUGUCUGUCCAGCUUUCUUGAACAUAACAACAAAUGAACAACAAGCUGUGGAUGGAAAUGUGGCAUAUGUUCCAGCUCCUGCAGCUGAUCUGGAAGCGAGUGGACAUGCGAAUGGACAUGAGGAAGAAUGUGCGAAUGGACACAAGAAUGGCAUCAACUAAGCAGCAUGAAGACAAGGAUCUCAGACCAAAUGACCACAAAAAAGUUUUAACCCUCAUGCUGUCUUUUACAUUUUAAAUUUAAUGUGGUAACAGAACUGGGUACGAAGUUCAAUGUUCAUGCUUUUAAAAACAUUUGACA